Teleopsis dalmanni is the source of this 1258-nucleotide messenger RNA. RefSeq lists its product as uncharacterized. The record is from RefSeq and is a predicted model, not a curated record. The coding region runs from base 455 to 1201 and encodes 248 amino acids. Lineage: Eukaryota; Metazoa; Arthropoda; Insecta; Diptera; Diopsidae. The transcript is spliced from 7 exons.
AUAUUCUUGCUAAGUUUACAAAAUAUUGUGUGAAGCCAAUUAGAAUUGAUUAAUGUGAUCGACAUUAUAUUCGCUAUAGAGUUAUAAGAUAUAUUUAUUGAUAGAAUUUGUUGAAAAAGAUUAUUAACGGGUAUACCAAACUCUAAACGAAACGAUUCUCAGCUUGUCAAUAUAAUUUUAAUACAAAAUUAUUUUUUAGAAACACAAAACCAGUCAUGAUAAAAAGUUCUUUUAACAAAAACAAGUAACAUACACAUAAAAUAUUUCAGUUGUAGAGGAACCAUUCCGGAUACAGUGUGGACGUAUAUUUAUUAUACAGAUUCAAAAUAUUUACUCAAUCGCUUGGAAAUUCAUCUGCCAAUAUCUUUUACUAUUCCGCCUAGUCUUCAUACGCUCUUACUUCAGGAGGUUUGCAUCUAUUAUCACAUCUUUAGCUUAUAAAGUUUACAGUGUCAUGGAUGAUAUCUCAAGCAAAUUGGUGACUGAUCGCUUUUCCGAACAAGUAAAAAUGAAGCAGGAAAAUAAAGUAUCUAGUGUUGAAAAUCGCGCUGAUGUCUGCAUCGAUCAAAAUGUUACUAAGCUUACUUCUGACAACCCAGGUAUCAAUGAAACUUUGAAUGAAUGCAAAAAUGAAGGUCCAGUUGAAGAUGUUAGCAAAUUUACAGUCAAACCUGCUCCCUCUCACAUCAUUAAACGUUCCAUUCGAAGUGAUGGCCGUAAAAAUGUUAUAACUAGGGAUCCAAAUACUUCUUUUUUCACCAUCAGAAAGCGAAACCGUCCAUAUGAAUUGGUAUCAGGAAGUACAGUUAAGUCCAAUAAGAAUAAAUUUGACACCAACUUUCCAACUCAAACGGAAAUUAUGCAUGUUUCACGUUUACUUAAUCGUAUCCCAAAAGUUCAUCCCAACAAAUUCCGCGGUGACAUAAUAGAAUAUAACCCUAAUCACAGCUUUAGGGAAGGGUUUGAUUUUGAUGUGAAUUUGAUGCAAUCCAAUCGUGUUAUUUCCAAACAAAUUAAGAUCACUGAAAGCGAUCACUUUGGUUCUCUAUUCAAAAUGAAGGGUUUGUCUGACUUAAGCUGCACAAAUGACCAGAUGCUUGAUGCGCCUAUCAGGGAUGAUGUUCAAAUAAUGCAACUAAACAAAUCCGUUGGAUCUGUUGAACUUCUUCGAGUCAUUGAUAGCGAUAAUUGUUAUAUUUAAUAUUUGAGUUAUAAACACAAUAUUCAUUAAUCAUAUUUCGUUACUAACAUUUUUUAA